GCCGUACGUUCCAUCCCUUCUAAACCCACAACGACCAGAAUUUGCGAGAUACGUCAUUGAUUACUAUCCAAGCAAGAGACACAAAAUUUGUAUUUCUUCGAAUUCCACGCAACAGAGAAAAACGGCAAGAGGGGGAAAGAAUAUCCAUUUCAAAAUACUACAAAGGAUCGGUAAAAAGAAAAAAAAUCUACAAAAAGUGAAUUCCGAUGGCUAUGAUAUGAAUCAGGAAGAUAAUAAUAAUCCGUCAAAACUUCAAGAACCUUCCACUCCAGUAAGUCCCAUCUCCAAUAAACUAGUUCAGCAAUCAAGAACUCUGAAUUUAGGUCUUACACCGGAACAAGUUUUGUGUGAUGCGCGCGAAAGAUUAAGCUGGUGCAUGAAGUCGAAGGUUGUGUUUCGGAAGCAUACUCUUAACUCGUCUAAAAACGUGGACGUGGUCGGAUUGGAUGACGAGUAA
Acaulospora morrowiae is the source of this 457-nucleotide messenger RNA. Lineage: Eukaryota; Fungi; Glomeromycota; Glomeromycetes; Diversisporales; Acaulosporaceae. The record is from the annotation of a GenBank genome assembly.